This is a messenger RNA of Myotis daubentonii (Daubenton's bat), 4347 nucleotides long. RefSeq names its product cytochrome P450 4V2-like. The record is from RefSeq and is a predicted model, not a curated record. Lineage: Eukaryota; Metazoa; Chordata; Mammalia; Chiroptera; Vespertilionidae. Gene Ontology annotation, molecular function: heme binding; oxidoreductase activity, acting on paired donors, with incorporation or reduction of molecular oxygen; monooxygenase activity.
UCUGCACAGCAACGCGGCGGUGCUUUCCUCCGAGCGGGGAGGCUCCAACCCCGUCCCCAGGGGGCAGGGCGGUCCCUGCACGGGAAGGCCCGCUUCUGGGCGCCUGGGCUGCUGCCUACGGGUUGCGGGAGGAGGGAGAGGCGAUUGGGCCGGGCGCCACCUCUUCCCCCGCCCUCCCGGCCCGCUGCGCCCGCCCCCGGGAAUGUCGGGACUCCUCCCAGGCCCCGCACUUGAAAGGCAGGGGCUGGAACACGCCCUGGCCCCAAGCACCGGGCCCCAAGGUUCAGGGUCUCAGUCCCCGCGGAGCCGUCCGCUGGCGCGAUGGUGGCCGUCUGGCUGGUGCACGUCGGGCAGAAGCUGCUGCUCUGGGGCGCGCUCAGCGCCGUCUCCCUGGCGGGCGCCACCCUCAUCCUGAGCUUCCUGCAGAUGAUGGCGAGCUAUGCGCAUAACUGGCUACAAAUGAGGCCCAUCCCCAGCAUUUCGGGCGCCUACCCAUUCCUGGGACACGCGCUGAUCCCGAAGCGAGGAGGGACAGAGUUUUUCCAGCAAGUGAUUUAUUAUACUGAACAAAACAGACAUGUGCCAAUGGUAAAAGCCUGGCUUGGCACAGUACCAGUAAUAGCCAUGUUUAAGGCCGAAACUAUAGAGGUAAUUUUAACUAGCUCAGAGCAAAUUGACAAGUCUUAUCUGUACAGGUUUGUAGAACCAUGGCUUGGCCUAGGACUUCUCACAAGUACUGGAAACAAAUGGCGCUCCAGGAGAAAAAUGUUAACACCCACUUUCCAUUUUACCAUUCUGGAAGAGUUCUUAGGUGUCAUGAAUGAACAAGCCAACAUAUUGGUUAAUAAGCUUGAAAAACAUGUUGACGGAGAAAAGUUUAACUGCUUUUCUUACAUCACUCUUUGUGCCUUAGAUAUAAUCUGUGAAACAGCUAUGGGCAAGAAUCUUGAUGCUCAGACUCAUGAUGAUUCUGAGUAUGUCCGUGCAGUUUAUAGGAUGACUGAUUUACUACAUCGAAGAAUGAAGACGAUUUGGUUCUGGCAUGAUGUAUUGUACCUUUUGUUUAAAGAUGGAAGGGACCACAAAAGGAACCUAAAGAUCUUACAUAAUUUUACCACCAAUGUCAUCAAUGAACGGGCCAAUGAAAUAAAGAGAUAUGAAGAACGUAAAAGUGAUGACAAGGGCAUGACCCUCUCCAAAAGAAAACACAAGGCUUUUCUCGACCUGCUUUUAAAUGUGAUGGAUGAUGAAGGGAACAAGCUGAGCCUGGAGGCUAUUCGAGAAGAAGUGGACACUUUCAUGUUUGAGGGCCAUGAUACAACUGCAGCUGGAAUAAACUGGGCCUUGUACCUACUGGGUUGCUAUCCAGAAGUCCAGAAAACAUUGGACAGUGAACUGGACGAAGUGUUUGGGAAUUCUGAUCGCCCUGUUACCUUAGAAGACCUGAGGAAACUUAAAUAUCUGGAGUGUGUUAUUAAGGAGACCCUUCGUAUUUUUCCUUCUGUGCCUAUAAUUGCCCGUGAACUUAAUGAAGAUUGUGAUGUUGGGGGAUACAAGGUUGUGAAAGGCUCUCAAAUACUCAUCAUUCCCUACGCACUGCAUAGAGACCCACGGUACUUCCCAGAUCCUGAGGAGUUCAAGCCAGAGCGGUUCUUUCCUGAGAAUUCGAUGGGACGCCAUCCAUACGCAUAUGUGCCCUUCUCUGCAGGACCCAGAAACUGUAUAGGUCAAAGGUUUGCCAUGAUGGAAGAAAAGGUCGUUCUUUCAUGCAUCCUGAGGCAUUUUUGGGUAGAAUCCAACCAGAAAAGAGAAGAACUCGGUCUGGCAGGAGAGGUGAUUCUUCGUCCUAUUAAUGGCAUCUGGAUCAAGUUGAAGAGGAGAAACGCAGAUGCAUCCUAACUCUAUUAUUGGGCUGUGCCUUAGUAGGAAUAAAAUCUUUCUUUAAGAGAAACUUUGCAUUUACAAUGUGUGAAUCAUGAGUUAAAUACUCUUAAUCCCUACACCUAAUUUUUUUCUUAUCACCACUUAGCUUGGAGUCAAGUCUUCCAAAGAGAGGAUUUUUAUAUUUUCAUUACCAUCAUUAUCUUAUCCUUGUUCUUGAUCCCAAAAGGCGAGUUAACUAAUGUCCAUACCCAAAUAAACAUAUACAUUUCUCAACAGAGGGAUCCAGAGGCCAAUUCAAUUUCAAUUGACAGACCCAAAGGAUAUAAGUUAAUUGAAGUUCCAGAAUUUUUUAAGAUAUUCUUGUUGAACACAAAUAUACAUAUAUACAUAUACAUUUAAUUUGAAAAGGUUAAUAAAAUACUUAGGCUGGGGCAUAGGUUUUAAAAAUUAUAUCAGUGGCAUCAGUUAUGAGAAUAAUUAUGAUAAUGAUACUUUUCAGGUUUUAUUAAGGAGAGCAGAUCAUUUAUAAGUUGACUCAUAGGUUCUGUUCCUAUUUCUCUUUUAACUUUGUACUUAUGGCCUUCAUUUCACUUCAUUCUACAUAACAUCAAAAUUACCUUCACAUAUCAAAUAUUACCGGGAGAGAUUCCUCUUGGUGAUCUCCAGUCCCUCAUAAUGGCAUUUGGAACUGGAAGCACCUUAGACCUUAUCAGGUUAUAUCCCUUUUCAUUCCAAGGGGAUAAGAUCAAUCAGAGGUAAGUUUCUAUCCAAAGUCAUACCACUAGGGGGUGACAGAGCUGGAAAUAGAUGUCUAAACUCUAAAUCUCUACUACAAUAUGCUAUUGCUUUAUGAAACUCAGAUCUAGAGCUGGGUGUAUCAUUAGAACACAGAUCUUCUAGAAUUCUCCCCUCAUUAAGGAGAAGAGAAGCCGCACAUGUAUAGUAAUCCAGCACUUAGUUUAGGGUUAACCUACUGGGAAAUUCAAUCCUCCAGAACAUAUCUGUCAAGCUAACAACUGACACUAAUUCCCUGAAUUUGAAUUCCAUUGACAAUUGUUCUACUCCCUCACUCAGUGACUUAAAAAAACUUAUUUUAAUAAAUAAUUUUAAUGAGAUUGUUUCUGUUUCUAAAUUGAUUUUAGAGUGUGAGGAAUGGAGAGAGAGAGAGAAAAACAUCAAUGUGAUGUGAGAGAGGUACCUUGAUCCAUUCCUUCCUGUUAACCUCCCGACUGGGGAUUGAACUCACACCUAGGUAUGUGCCCUGACUGGGAAUUGAACUCGUGACCUUCUGGUGCAUACACAGAGAUUGUAUCUUUAGUUUUCUCAAGGCAAAUGCAGGUGGAAGCAACAAACUAAGAGAAUGGAAUAUGUAUUCUUUAAUGGAUAUCAAAGGAAGAGCUGACCCAACCAAAGUCAUUGGGCAAGUAUUAUGGGCUCGGGCAUUCAGGGCAGGGUCAACAGCUCUACGCACUUUACCAUCCCAAAGACCCUCAGUGCAGACAAGUCAGUCCGUAUGUUGCGGAGAAAAUGUCAAGGACAUAUAUGAUGCAGUUGAAAAUGAUUUCCAAUUUAUGGUAAAUUGUGUUAUCUAGAAAGUAGAUAUAUGUAGAAAAUUCCCCAGAUGAUUUUGGAUAAUUGAAGUUUUAUUCUUGGAAAUUGGUAUUAUUUUAUGCACUUUUAUGCACUUACUUUAAACCUUGCCUUUAAAAAAUGUAGUGACCCUACACUAGACAUGAAAUUAAAUUUAAAGCAAAGUGUUGCUUUGUGUUCCCUUUUGGCUUAAGAUCUUCAUUUGUCCCCAGAAAAAUUUAUUUUUCAUAUUUUAAUUGGAAAAUCAUUUAAACUGUGUCAGUUAAACUGAGUUGCAAUGGAGAAAGUAUGUCAUGGUCUGCUGUAUGAACAUGAAAAUGCUGACUUUUUUUUAAAAAAUAAGAAGAUUAAAUAUCUGUGUCCCUAUUACCUAUCAUGCUCCUGCUUGAAUGAAGUAUCUUAAGAAUAAUAAACUACAUUUAGACAUGGGUGCUACAUUUUAUUCUAAGAAUUGAUGUGAGUUUGAAUUAUAGAUAACUUUAAAAGAUAAAUUAGUGGGUGAGUGCUUUAUAAUAAGUAAUAAAAGAAAUGGCUCCUUUGAGUUAAUGUCCUCAGUGUCACUCAGACUCCCUAACAAAAUGUCCCUGUGCAGUUAUCACAGACUGAUCUUGAGUUUCCCUGACUCUGAAAAAUAAGUGGAAAGACCAACAUAUUUUGCUUAAUCGAAAGGAGAAAGUGAAAUCUCUCAAGACUACCUUGGAAUCAGCAAAAGCCCCAAGCAUCCACUGGGUACCCAGAGAUUUAUCAUCUAGAAAUCUCUGCAGGUGAUGGACUACUGAAUUGAUGGUCUGUUCAUUGUCACAGACAACUGUGGAACAUGUUUCUGGCCCAACUACUGACAAGUCUCAAAAAUAAAGAGAUUCUUGGACUAUA